Molecule: messenger RNA, 2786 nt
Organism: Spinacia oleracea (spinach)
Lineage: Eukaryota; Viridiplantae; Streptophyta; Magnoliopsida; Caryophyllales; Amaranthaceae
Product: potassium transporter 8
Exons: 8
Coding region: 307-2634 (775 amino acids)
Biological process (GO): potassium ion transmembrane transport
Cellular component (GO): membrane
Molecular function (GO): potassium ion transmembrane transporter activity
Source: RefSeq, a predicted model, not a curated record
AAGCGCAAACACUCUUUCUCUCUCUCCUUAUCAUUAUUAUGAAGCACUGAGUGACUUACUCCAACUGUCCUUCCAUUUCGCCAAAACACAACCAAUUCCUUUGUUUCUCAAUUCUCUUCUUGUGCUUUGUGUUUUUCUUGUUCUUGUCUCCCUUCCCGAGUAUCAUUACCUAACUGUACCUUCUAUUCAUCUCUUCACUUCAAAUUUUUGUCAAUAUCUUUUGAGCUUUGCAUACUUUGUUUGAACUUAGGAAGCAAUUUCAUCAUCUGGGUCAUUUUUAUUUUCGACUUACAUGAUCCAAUAAAUAUGGAUCUAGAAGCAAGCCACAACAAUAACCCACUAAAGAAGGAAUCAUGGCGGACUGUACUAACCCUUGCAUAUCAAAGCUUAGGAGUGGUUUAUGGUGAUUUAGCAACUUCCCCAUUAUAUGUUUACAAAAGCGCAUUUGCUGAAGAUAUUCAUCAUUCAGAUACAAACGAAGAGAUUUUUGGGGUUUUGUCCUUUGUUUUUUGGACAUUAACGUUAAUCCCAUUGCUUAAAUAUGUGUUUAUUGUGCUAAGAGCUGAUGAUAAUGGUGAAGGUGGUACUUUUGCGUUGUAUUCUUUGUUAUGCCGACACGCCCGUGUUAGUUCUCUCCCUAAUUGUCAGCUUCUUGAUGAAGAACUUUCUGCUUAUAAGAAGGAUGAUUUUGUUGAUGGUGAAAAAAAUGCAAAUUCUAGCUUGAAACUCACCCUAGAGAAGCAUAAGACUUUGCAUAAGGUGUUGUUGAUUUUGGCACUUAUUGGUACUUGUAUGGUCAUUGGUGAUGGAGUUCUUACACCCGCAAUUUCGGUUUUCUCAGCUGUUUCUGGGUUAGAACUCUCACUUACAACCGCUAGGGAGAAUCAUCAAUAUAUAGAAGUUCCACUCGCUUGUGUCAUACUAGUUUUGUUGUUCGCCCUUCAACAUUACGGGACUCAUCGUGUAGGAUUCCUGUUUGCACCAAUUGUAGUAACAUGGCUUGUAUGCAUCAGUUCAAUUGGUUUAUACAACAUUGUGCACUGGAAUCCCCAUGUUUAUCAAGCUCUUUCUCCAUACUAUAUGUACAAGUUUCUCAGAAAAACUCAGAGAGGUGGGUGGAUGUCUUUGGGUGGAAUCCUGCUGUGCAUGACAGGUUCGGAAGCUAUGUUUGCAGAUCUUGGACACUUCUCACAGUUAUCUAUUCAAAUGGCGUUUAGCUUUAUCGUGUAUCCAUCUUUGAUCUUGGCGUACAUGGGACAAGCUGCUUACCUGUCUAAGCACCAUUCUCUACAAAGUGACUACAGGAUUGGAUUCUAUGUAUCUGUACCUGAGAAGAUAAGAUGGCCAGUUCUGGGUAUAGCCAUACUUGCUGCUGUAGUGGGAAGCCAAGCUGUUAUCACCGGAACUUUCUCAAUCAUCAAACAAUGUUCUGCAUUGGGUUGUUUUCCUAGAGUUCGAAUAGUCCACACAUCCUCUAAAAGACACGGCCAAAUCUACAUCCCAGAGAUUAACUGGAUAUUAAUGAUUCUGUGUCUUGCUGUUACUGUUGGUUUCAGAGACACAAAACACUUGGGGAAUGCAUCAGGUUUGGCAGUGAUAACAGUGAUGCUGGUAACCACCUGCCUAAUGUCUCUAGUAAUAGUAUUAUGCUGGCAAAAAAAUGUGAUACUUGCUAUUGCCUUCAUAUUCUUCUUUGGUUCAAUAGAGGCACUCUACUUCUCAGCAUCACUAGUCAAGUUCCGCGAAGGGGCGUGGGUCCCAAUUGCCUUAUCCUUCAUCUUUCUAAUAGUCAUGUAUAUAUGGCAUUAUGGAACUCGAAAGAAGUACGAGUUUGAUGUCCAGAAUAAGGUACCCAUCAAUUGGCUACUUGAUCUGAGUCCCAAUUUAGGAAUCGUCAGAGUACGUGGAAUCGGUCUCAUACAAACCGAGCUUGUAACAGGAAUACCAGCCAUUUUCUCUCACUUUGUGACAAAUCUCCCUGCAUUUCAUCAAGUGCUAGUCUUUCUGUGCAUAAAAUUUGUGCCUGUUCCUCACGUAAGGUCUGAUGAACGUUUCCUUGUUGGAAGAAUAGGGCCGAAGGAGUAUCACAUUUACAGGUGCAUUGCUCGAUAUGGUUACCGUGAUCAUGAUAAGGAUGAUGUUCAGUUUGAGAAGGAUCUUGUUUGUAGCAUUGCAGAAUUCAUUCGUUCAGAAAAGCCUGAUUGCAAAAAUGUUCAUAAUGAAGAUGAAGAUGAGGAGAAUCUAACUGUUGUAGGGUCCUUUUCUACUAAUCGGGGAGUUAGAUUAUCCGAAGAUGAAGGAGAGAACACUGAAAUAGUUGGAACAUCUGAACUCAGAAAACUGGAUUCUUUCGAUAAGCCAAGGAAGAGGGUAAGGUUUGUCGUCCCUGAAACACCACAAAUGGACCGUGAAGCACAGGAAGAGUUGCACGAGUUAAUGGAGGCGAGGGAAUCUGGGAUGGUGUUUAUAUUAGGACACUCGUAUGUGAGGGCCAAGAGUGGUUCGAGUUUAAUUAAGAAAUUGGCUAUUAAUUAUGGUUAUGAUUUCUUGAGGAGAAAUUCUAGGACACCUAGUUAUGCAAUCAGUGUUCCUCAUGCCUCGACAUUGGAGGUCGGAAUGGUGAACCACGUCUGAUUUAUUUUGUAGGUCAGGAUCUGAACAGUAUAGCAGUCUUCUGUAUUGUCAUUACUGGGUUGUGUAUGUAAAUGUUCAACCAAAAUCCAGUUUUAUGUUGUCUUUAGUUCACUAUCAAACUCAGAAAUCAUAAUACACACUAAAUUUUGUCA